This is a messenger RNA of Didymodactylos carnosus, 3219 nucleotides long. The record is from the annotation of a GenBank genome assembly. NCBI's taxonomy places the organism in Eukaryota, Metazoa, Rotifera, Eurotatoria, Philodinida, Philodinidae.
AUGUUAUGCUCAUUGCUAUUUGAUUCUGAUAAUCAUCGUUUAUCAACAAAGACUUCAUUAGGAAAAAAUAUUUCACAGAACGACGGUGUUUAUCGGAAUGCUCGUUUAAUUCAUGCACUUUGCUCAGCUUUUGUGGGUCAAGCGGUUAUAGUUCAAACAACAGAUUCUCGUAUACAUGGUGUAUUAGAAACAAUUUCACCUAAUUUAGAUUUGGUUAUAUGUGUUAGUCAUAGUUUUGAUGAUAAUAAUAAUGAUCUAACAAUAUUGAUGCCUGUUGAUAUUUUGUCUGAUACAACAAAAGUUUAUAUUAAAGAAAAAUCAAUUAUUGAAUGUUCAAAAAUUGUUGAAAUGAUUGCUGUCGAUGUUGAUAUGAGUUCUGUUACAAAAUCCGGGAUUGCUGAUGAAAAUUUAAAACAAGUACAGUCAGAACAACGAAGUAAUAAUAUUGAAAAUAUGCGUGAAUUAGAAAAAUGGGACGGUGGUGACCAAUCUGAAGAUAUUGAUAUGGAACUUGAAGAAACUGGAGGAUGGACAGCUAUGGAUAUGUUUACAAAAAAUAAGGAUGCAUUUUAUAUAAAUUCCGAUUAUAAUCCUAGUCUACUGAACACAUUAUACGAUAAUGUACCUGUGCCGACCGUCAUAUCAGACGAAGUUGAAAGAAAGGCUCAAGAAAUUGAAAAUGACGCGAAUCAUAUUAAAAAUCGCGAGUUAGAAAAUGAAGAUUUUGCAGGUGUUAAAAGACAAGAAGACAAAUCUGCCACCGAUGAUGAACGAAAUAAACAACGAUCAGGAACUUCAAAAUAUGGUUCUGGUAUAACAGGCACAAAUACCAACAGAAAUGCGUACAAUAAUCCAAGACAAGAUCAAAGUGAUGGGUCAAUGACCUCACGUAUUGGCGGUGGAAGUAAUCGUGGUGGCCGUGAUACACUAAAUAAUCAAUCAAGACAAGACGCACGAGUAGCUCCUGGCGAGCAAAGAGGAUUUGGUCGAAAUCCAAGAGGUGGUAAUAGUAAUUAUUUUCCAAAAGAUCAGUCAAAUCCAUCUCGAAAUAACCGACCAAAUCAACGUGGAAGUGGUGGUAAUGUACCUAGUCAAGUUUUUAUGAGUAAAAGUCUACAACAUCAAGGAAGUCAAGAUGGGCGCGGCAAAUUUGGAGCUCGUCGACACAAUCAGCCACGUUCAUUUAAUAACCCAUCAGAUUCUUCAUCUCCAAUGGGACGUAUGUCACCCUCUCAUUCUUAUGAAGGAGAUCAUCCUCGUACACAACGGACUGGUAGUUUUAAUCAACAACGACAACCGUCCGGUCCUCCAAGUCCCUCAACAUCAACCUCUCGUUCAAUAGGUGGAGCACAGGGACGAAACUCUCCAGCGCCCAUAGCUUUGGUCACACAACAUCCAAAUCCAAAUUCAGUCAGUAGUCCUCCACCGUCACAGAAUCAGUCUCAUACUCUUUCAUCAUCCUCUAACGUCACAUCACAACAUUACGGGCCACAACAGAAACAGUCAUCAAGUACCGGAUCAUCUGCAUUCACGCAUGUUGCUGGAUCAUCGUCAACGAACUAUUCUCAGCAACAGCAGCCACCAUUUACGAAAACGCAAAAAAGUCUUCAACGCGAUCAAAUUCAACAACAAACCACAUCCGACCAUCAUUCAGGUAGUGAAGAAACCGAACCCAUAAUUCUCACAACUACUAUGACACACACCACGCCAUCCACAAAUCGUCAACAACAUCAGCAAAUUCCAUUAUCACAAUCUUCUGUAAACAUAGGAUCACCAUCUACAUUACAUUCAUCAGUCGUACAACAACAUCACGCACCACCAUCUGAUUAUAUCCCAACGAAUUCUAUUCGUUCUUCUCAUUCACCACCGAUUCCGCCUCCGUUGUCAUUGCCUUCACGUGAACAACAAGAAAUGAUGGAAAAUAUUCAUCAUAAUGAAUCGUCUUCAAUCGUUCGAAGUUUAUCCGAUUCAAGUGGGAGUAUUUUACAAAUGCCACCAGCAACAGUAUCCAGUGCUCAACAAUUAUCAAACAUACAACAGAAUAGUGGGCAAACGACACCUGGUAACAAAUUGUCGCAGCCGAAUUCAGCACUAAAUCCGCUGGCGAAUGAAUUUGUUCCAUUUGCGGUAAAUCGUUCUAUGAAUGACAAUUCUCGUCCAGAGUCCCGUGGUUCGUCUGUGCCUCCGCCGGUCGUUUCACAAAAUAUUCAACUUCUUCCACAACAUAUGUUACCACCAAAUCAACAAAUUUUUUCUCCACAGUACUAUAUUUCUCCACAAUAUCAACUUCCUGCUCCUCAACAGCAACAAAGUCCACAAACAGUACAAAUGGUCAACGCAGGAGUUAAUGGUGGUAAUGGCAUGACAGCACCAAAUGGUGUAGGAUAUAAAACAAAUCAUCAUUCUGGUACAAAUUCGGUUCCACCAAAGAAAGCUAUUGUUUCUGUCCAAAAUGGUCCAGAACAAAAUACAACGAAUAAUGUUGGAACAGCAACAGGUCAAACAAUGAUGAUUCCACAUAUCGGUUACUGGAAACCGGAUAUUUUACCAGGUCAACAACAACCUCAACAAAUGAUAUCCCAACCAAUUUAUUGUCAACCGCUAACAAGUCAAGGAAAUUUGGUGUCAGCUGUUGUUCCAGCGCCCCAAAUUCCUCAGGCUGUUCAAAUGCAGCCACCUCAACAUUCAAAUACAUCAUCGGGCACAGUCACACCUGCUCCAUCGGCCAAUUACGGAAAUGGAACGGCCCCUUAUUUUUUUCCGUACAUUUUCGCACCUCAGAUUCCCAAUAACUUAUCAUCACAGCCACAGCAGCAAACACAGCAGUAUGUAUUCUAUAAAAAUCCUCAACAACUUCAAAUACAAUCAGCAAAUACAAAUCAACAAAUUCAAGCAUCAACUGCGCCGCUUGCCUAUCCAGCACAGUCUGCUCUAAGCUAUCAACACUAUAUACCCCAACAACAGCAACAACAACAACAACAGCAGCAGCAACAAAUACAACAUCCCUCUCAAAUUGCACCACAACAAUGGGGACAAAUAACAGGUGGUGCUUACGAUCUGGCAGCAUAUCAACAAUAUUAUUCACCAUUUCAGCAACAACAACAAUAUCAACAACAGCAAUCUCAACAGCAACCAACUCUUACACAACAGCAAGCAGUGUAUAACACUAGCAUCAAUGUCGCCUAUGCACAACAACAAUGUCGUCCAGCUGCAUCGUAG